Molecule: messenger RNA, 1014 nt
Organism: Meloidogyne enterolobii
Lineage: Eukaryota; Metazoa; Nematoda; Chromadorea; Rhabditida; Meloidogynidae
Source: the annotation of a GenBank genome assembly
AUGGGUAUAAUAAACGGAGAAUAUACUAAAGAUUCACCAGAUAUUGAGUCUCUCCUAGAGCUAAAUCCUCGAGUUCAAUUAAAUGCAACUUUAAAGCCAAGUUGUGAAACUAAAUUGGAAAAGCAUAGAUGGAAAAGAAAUGCUAAUAAAUCUUGUAAUGGUUGUGCAGAAAACCUCUAUGAAAAUGACUUUCGAGAUAUCAAACACACGACAUUAUCGGAGAGGGGAGCUUUGAGAGAAGCUAUGAGAUGUCUGAAAUGUGCAGAUGCCCCUUGUCAAAAGAGCUGUCCCACACAGUUGGAUAUCAAAGCUUUUAUUUCCAGUAUUGCUAAUAAGAAUUAUUAUGGUGCUGCAAAACUAAUAUUUUCUGAUAAUCCUCUUGGCUUAACUUGUGGAAUGGUAUGUCCAACCUCAGACCUCUGUGUCGGCUCUUGUAAUUUAUACGCGACAGAGGAAGGGCCCAUCAAUAUUGGGGGUCUGCAACAAUUUGCAACGGAAAUUUUUAUGAGAAUGAAUAUACGCCAAAUUGUUAGCCCUGAAAUAAUUAAAAAUCGAAACGAGGCACAUAAGCAGCAAAUUGCUUUCCUUGGCAGUGGUCCGGCAAGUAUAUCCUGUGCUAGCUUUUUAGCCAGACUUGGCUAUACAAAUUUAACAAUUUAUGAAAAGGAGGAAUAUUUAGGGGGGCUAAGUUCUUCCGAAAUUCCUCAAUAUCGGUUGCCUUAUAACGUGGUUGACUUUGAAAUUCAAUUAGCCAAGGAUCUCGGGAUUAAAGUUUGGCAAUUUGUUUUUAUAGACCCUUCUUUAUUAUUAAAGAUAGUGACAGGUCGUCAACUUCACAGGAAUGACUUGACCUUGGAAAAAUUGAAAGCCUCUGGUUGUAAAGCUGUCUUCAUUGGGAUUGGAUUGCCUGAACCUAAAAGAGCCCCCAUCUUUCAGGGGUUGGAAUCCAAAAAUGGAUUUUAUACCUCCAAAGAAUUCCUACCUCUAGUGUCUAUUGCUAGCAAAAAAAGCUAG